AUGAGACAAAACGACACGAAAGUGUCAUUUUCUGCCAGCGGGUCUGGAAGAAAAGUAAUCGCCACUUCUAAAGAAUGGCCGCCUGUCCCGGAAAUGAAUGACAUCAGAUAUCAUGGGCGCAAAGCAUUUGCAGUAUUUUAUGUUCUUGUCUUCGCGUUAGCUAAAGGACUCGUCAAUCUAAGCACAGACGAUCAGGCGACGGAGGACCUACUGAACCCGAUAAAGGUAUCAGGCCGAUGCGAAACUUGGCCUUGGUCAAACUUAGCCGGCAAAUCAAAAGCAUUAAGUCGAAAGCAGGAUGUAUCUACCGGCGAACAUCUUGUGCUUGGUAUCCUCGAAUCGAAAACCUACUCUCUACUCAAAUGGGAGGGCGAUGUUCUUGGCAUCAGGAGAGGGGACAUACACGCUGGUGAUAACAUGGUUCACACGUUUAACAUUGUGUGGUGCUCAGACUUCCUUCUCACAUUCUGUACACGGCCUGUUGUAGCUCAAUCGUCGCCAUUAUCUCAUCAUACGUCUGGCCGUGGCGCACAACAACAGCGUCCGAAAGAUCAAGAAUGGAGAAUGGCAGGCCCUGCUUUUGUCCUACUUAAGCAGCGGGAACUGAAGUCUGUGAAUAGAUUGAAGGAGUGCUGGUUUGAAGAACAGUAUUUCUCAUGA
Messenger RNA from Sclerotinia trifoliorum, 660 nucleotides. NCBI's taxonomy places the organism in Eukaryota, Fungi, Ascomycota, Leotiomycetes, Helotiales, Sclerotiniaceae. The record is from the annotation of a GenBank genome assembly.